GGUGUGCGUCUUGUGAAGAAGCCUUCCUGCGGUUUCGGUUCCAGUCUGCGUUGGACCACCGAUCGCUGGACAACGGAUUGUAUACGGGUGCGUGCGUGCGACACUCCAACGGCAACAAGCGUCAAACCCCGAACAGCAACAACAAGGUUAGCGGGUCAAGUGCGGGUACUGGCGACGGCGACGACGACGACGACGACGUACGGUGUGACAAAUUGCUCGGCUUGUUUGCGUUGUGGAGAAAGUGCUAAGUGAUGGGAGCUUUCGAGAGCGGGUUGGGUCUGCUGGGUUGGGUAGCGUUCGGCACGGUUCUGCUGCUAGCUGGAAGAGGCUGUCAUGCACAAGACUUCAAAGGCGCGAUAGAUCACUGCACGAAAGACUUCGAGAUGGAUAUGGACAUUGUGGUGUCGCUUAAGUACGGUGACUUUACUGAGCGGGAUCCACUGAUUGAGUGCUUUACCGAGUGUCUGAUGAAGAAGUCAGGCUUCAUGUACGACGACUACACCUACAACAAAACGCUGAUUAUUGGGUUCGCCGGUCGGUACCUAGAGCCGGAGGGGGCCCAGGCAGUGUACGAUAACUGCAUCGAUCGGUUCGGCCAAACGGUGUGCGUGACGGGGUUCGAGAUGUACCAGUGCAUCCACGAAACGGCCGUUUCGGAGUGGGUCUCGAGCAACUUCUAGACUGACCGUAACGCGAACCGGAAGAUCACGGCCAUGGUCAAUGUUUCGCCUGCCAGUGUGCGCUGUGCUCGAGUGGCUGCACCGCCACUGGACGCAUCUGAUUACCGUGUGCGUGUGUGUAUAGUAAUGGCUUGUCGUGUUGCUGUUUUUUUUUGUAGCUUAAGACCUGAGUUCGCACACCAUUGUGACGCAUCUUGACCUCCCCCCCGCUAGCUUUAAGUGCAACGUGAAACCAAAAAAGAAUGACUUUUGACUAUUUCAACGUUAAAUAAAGACGGAUCAUCGCCGUCCUGAAGUGUAAUUGACGUGACAUGGUUUUCUGCCACCGUGCAGUCUUGUUUUUCAGUGGAGGAGCUGAUCGUCUUACCGCCCCAUAAGGCGGUUAGCGCUAUCUACGUCAUGGAGUCGUUGGAAUGGAGUCAUGCUUUGGGGGAAACAGAUGUAUCUAAACACCGAAAACGAAUCUAACAACAGCGAACCGCGACGAUCAUCACCAUGCAGGGAUCUUGAUGGAACACACCGAAUGUAGUUGAAGGUCGAUCGCUGCUGACGGCCGAUCUGAUGCGCAGAUAGUAAUUAUUUGCCCAUCAUUUCGAUGCGUAUGGUUGUGGGCU
This is a messenger RNA of Anopheles merus, 1294 nucleotides long. RefSeq lists its product as uncharacterized. Bases 252 to 680 code for a protein of 142 amino acids. Gene Ontology annotation, biological process: sensory perception of smell. The record is from RefSeq and is a predicted model, not a curated record. The transcript has 4 exons. Gene Ontology annotation, molecular function: odorant binding. Lineage: Eukaryota; Metazoa; Arthropoda; Insecta; Diptera; Culicidae.